GAAGAAGAAGUAGUAAACGGAAGUAAACGUUGACCAAGAACACUUUUCACGUUAGCGUUUUUGGUGUUGUUAUUUAGACAUUUAUUAACACCAUGGAACUUAAAAUAUGACCAAUUGAACUGCACAGCAUCACAUACUUACCACAGGUAGUCGUUAAUUCGCGUUGGAGACAGGGCUUGGUUGAUGAUAUCUAGCUAGGUGGUAACGUUAACUAACAAUGGCCAAUUGUGUGGGUUUUCACACUCAGAUAGCCUCCAUCAUGGAGGUUCUAGCGAAUGCAGCCGUGGCAGAGAUCUGUAAACUCGUAGACGACGACUAUGCAGUGUUUCGUCUGGAAGUAACUCAAAGCCAGAAAGAAAACAGGGGAUUGCGGAGGAAACUACAGUUACUGGAACUGAAGGUGGCACGGGAGCGCGCAGAGAGGACAACGCGAGAGCGCGUCCUCGCCAGUCGUCCCAGUAGUGUCAAGAUCCUCGACCGAUACAGAGGAAUGGCAAGAGGUGAAGGACAUCUCACUGGAAGCCACAGGAGCUUUGUGAAGUCAGCGGGACACAAUACAUUGAGAGAUGACCAACCAAUUACUGUUGAUGAGGGGAGUGGAACCUCAACCCAGCACGUUAUUGUGAUAGAGGCUGCAGGUCCUGGGGUCAAGCAGGAGAGGACUAAAGGAGAGAAGGAGCCAUGGCACAGCAGAGACAUCCAGACUAGAGAGCCCCCUGUAGCCGCGGAGGACCCCACCUCCGCCCCAGCGCCAUGUAGGACCCGACCCAGCAUCACCGAGGUCAGUGGAACGCCGAACACCGUCCUCAAGUCAGAUACAGACACGGAGACUUUAACUGCAACACACAGGCUCUUACACACAGGAUCUGACCACAGAUCAGACCCAGAGAGACUGGGGCUCGGGCCACUGGGCUGUCCUCCUGCUCCUGGUUCAGAGUACUUACCCGUAUUUCACCAGAGCCAAAGAACGGUUCAUUCCCGUGGAGAUGGUGAUACGUUAGACACUGGUGGGGAUGUUCCGUCUUGUUCUUACGCAACAGAGAUGGACCCUGACAACAUGCCCUUGGGUUUAGACACACAGGCUGAUCUGUCCAGAGGGGACUGGAACCAUUACAGUAGUAGUGGAUUCUCUGAAGGGUGCCUAAAUAAGAAAGGGGGGGUUAUAGUCAUAGAUGAAGUGACUGUGAAAGUGGAGGGCGACUCUCCUCUGACCUUGAAUGCAGACGAGACUCACUUAGGGGAAGGACACUCACAAGGCAGAGAUUUCUUAGAUUACAGGGAAAGCUUAGAGACAAAUCCAAACGUUGCAACCCACUCCCCUUUACACACACUCAGGGAUCGGGACCCAGUGUCUACGUUGAUGGGGCCUUCUGAUUCACAGGGCUGCAUCCUUUUUGAUCAGGUAUUGAACUCAAAGGACCAAAGGGCCAAUGGGAGGGGAGGGGGAGCAACAUCAGGCAGUAGUAAAGAGAAACGGUUCCUCUGCAUGUUCUGUAACAAAGGCUUCAGCUGCCUCCAGAAGGUGGAGAUCCACCAGAGGGUCCACACAGGGGUGAAACCCUUCAGCUGUACUCAGUGUCACAUGCGUUUUGCUGAGGCUGGCAAUCUGAAGAGGCACCAGAGGGUCCACACAGGGGAGAAACCCUUCAGCUGUACCCAGUGUCAUAUGCGCUUCUCCCACUCGUCCAGCAUGAAGAGGCACCGGAGGGUCCACACAGGGGAGAAAUAUUAAAGCUGCCCCGAGUGUGAGAAGAGGUUUUCCCAUCAGAACUAGCUGAAGAUGCACAUUUAGGUCCACAUGGGAGAAAGGCUGUUCACCUCUACGCAAUGUGGGAAGAGGUUCUCAGAGAGGAGCUCUGAGGAGCAGAAAAAACAUUCCACUAAAUAGCUUAUGAUGUUUAGAUCAAACCCUGCAUUAAAGACAGGUUGAUUUUCAGUAUUGUCAGUUGAAAAGAUCCACAGAUGCAUUUGGAAUGACGAGAGCAACAGAUUUCAGUGUUGAAUAUUCCUGGGUAGAAUAUUGCAUCCAGACAUUGUAUUUAAGCCUAAAAAGUCUGUUACAUAUUGCGUUUGUACUGUGUAGGCUAUUUGAUGUAUAUUCAACUACUUUAUUUUUUCCCCCCGAGACAAUUUUUAUGAGAAAAUGAUUGCAGUUUAAAUUUUGUCCUGUCCCGACUAAAAGAAAUGUUGGUCGCCUAAGAGUCGUCUGUUCUUUCAACAAUUGAUUGGUAGAAAUUUUAAACAUAUUUUUCAAUAUAUAUGUAGUGUUUUAAUAAAAUCAACUGUAUGUACUAGAUUGUGUGAUGCUUUAAAGGGGAAUUGCACCUGCUGAUUUGGCCUUGUUUUUUGGCUUGCUCCUCAAGAAAUGCUGGUGGCCAUGACAGAAGCCAAACGUGAGUUGGCUUGGGUGGGUGGAUUGAUGUGGGUGUCAGAAACUUGCCCACAGCUUUCCCCUCACAGUCACAACAAACAAACCUCCUGCAAGUUGAGCUCAAUAUCUGCAGGCAGAUAUAGAGAAGCUUUGAAUAGAUCAUUAGCCUAAAGAGUAAUAUGAGAAGAAUGUAAUUGAUAAAUGUAUGUAGAUAUUCUAAAACAAAUUGUUUUGAGAACUUUCAAACAUAGUCACAGGUCCAUGUAGAAUAAACACUUUACAUAAUACAAUAGAAGCACUGUUCUGCUGAUAUAACAAUGUGAACCUUUCAUCUUUUAUUGUCGUUCCCAGCCGAUACAAAUAUUGUGCCGAUCUGCAUUUUGUCUGGAGGUUUUGGGGCUACCUUAGCAAACAUGUCCGAGUAGCCAUACCUUCCUGUGUGGUGUCCCGCUCACAACAGGAGAUCCCUGAUCCUGGUUCAGAAUACACAGGGUUCCUCCCUCCACAUAUUGUCUGAUACCAUUUAAUAAAAGAAAUACAAGUAAAAUUGUGUCUAGUAAAAUGUUAAUGCCGAGUGCCAGGUCUUUCUCCCUUCAGAGACCUCAGUAUGAAGCCUGUCUGCCAGUCUGGACUUCCAUCACAUCAUCUUGCAAGUCUCCAUAUGCUGGCUCCAUACAUGUUUCUGUGAACACAUACAUAGUCACUGUUCUAUCACCAAUGGCAGUUAGUACUCGUUUGUGUCAGAUAUUACCUAUCCUAUGUUGAAGUUUGAACGGGUCAGACUAAACCUACCUAUUUCUGUUCUCCCUAUUGAUGACCGUUGGUGAGCAGGCAAGAGUUCAGGUCUUUUCCAGAGCCCCAUUGAUGGGCAUAGCAGCAUACAUCAGCUCCUGGCCACUCAUCAAAGGUACAAGUGGGACACACACACACUAUCAAUGGUGGUUAUAAAUAGCCUGGUCCUGGUGGAACCAACCGGAUCGCUGUGUUCACCUUUCUACUUCACUUCAGAUAUCAAAUGUGAAGUGCAAUAGAACGGUACAAAGGGAUCAGGCUGGAUCCACCAGCCUAGGUUUUUCUCUGGACAUUAUAUGCAUCUAAUAAGUAAAGAACUAAGCAACAAAUAAUGUCAGUUUAAAUAUGUUUCACAUUGGGGUUAUUUGUACAGAUGAGGAGCCUGUGAACGCUGUUGCCGUCGACAGGUGAAGGUUGCUGGCCGGAUACUUGCCAACAUGCUAGCUAUAUUUUAAUGACUUGUUACUGAGUUUUGAACACUUGUCAAACUACUUCACUGCCUGUUCAUUGAUGAAUUGGUGACUGAAAAAGUUGGUGACAACUUGAACCAGCACUGAAAUGUAAGCAGUGGGGUUCAUGUCUUCCCCCUCUCUGCUCUUUUCCUCAGGUUGAAGCACAUCCCUAACAUCCAGACAGAUGUCAAGAACUUGGGAACCUCCCAGCCACCAGGAUAAUCAUCUUGUUCUUGGGAGUUUAUUCACAAGGUGCUACAGAGAGAAUAUUCCAAGGACCUCCAGCGGCUUCUGACCAAGUAUCUGCGAUCUCGCCAGAGCACAGAGAAGCAAGGUCCGCUGGUGGUAAUAUACUUUAUGCUCUAUGUAAACCCCCUUCACUAUGGCUGUCUGUGUGAUGACAUACUGUAGCAUAUAAUCCAGGGCCACUGGUUGUAUUGGAUUUACUGUACUCACUCCAACUCAUGCCCUCUCCUCCCUCUAUAAGCUUCCCAGACUUUUAUAAAAAACGAACGUGUCCAUCCCCCUGUCCCCAGGGGAGUCUGCUGGGCCAUGGAACGCUAGAGCAGCACAUCAAAACACCUGCCACCAUGUUGUCAGCUAUCAGCAGACAGUUCCCUGAGGAAGGAUGCAACCAAGGUUUUAAGAGGGCCAAAUUAAAGGGGAUGACCACCAAAUGCAAUAAAGUUUUGUAUAAAUUACUCAUGUUCAUUUUUUAAUAGGUUACAAAACCAUAACUGUUUUAGCCUGUUCUCAUUUUUACUGACUACUAUGGUAACUUAAACAUCUGACAACAUGCAGACUUUCUCCAUCAAGAUAGCACUUGGCACUUCUGAUUCAAAGAGGUCUAAAAAUCAAUGCAAGUCUCAUAUCCAGGGUGAAUAAAUUAUUCUUCAUGUAUAAAAGAUCACACAGGUGUGCCAGCUAAAAUAUAUAUCCCAGACAAGCCUGAAGUAUAGGACAAAUAGGCUGUGUUUAGACAGGGAGCCCAAGUCUGAUUUUUUUUGACCAAUCAGAUCAGCACUGAAAAAGAUCUGAUGUGAAAAGAUCUGGGAUUGGUCAAAAUUAGUGGAAAAAUAUCAGGAUUGGGCCAAGAAUAAUAAGUGUGAAGUUUGAUUUCAUCCCUACUGUAAUAAGCAGCCAAUGAGGUAUUUUAAUUUAAUUAAUGUGUUUAAUCUGAUACUGUUAUCUCCGGUUUAACAGUUUUUAUGUAUGUAAGCACUUCAGAGUUAUAUCAAGCUAAUAAGUCACUCAUAAGACAAAGUUGUAAGAGUGUGCUUAACUGUAUUUUUUAUUUACUUUAUAGUUUUCACGGAAGGUGAUAAUUCUGACUAAAACUACAGAAUAAAACCGCCAGUUAAAAUCAA
Molecule: messenger RNA, 4982 nt
Organism: Oncorhynchus kisutch (coho salmon)
Lineage: Eukaryota; Metazoa; Chordata; Actinopteri; Salmoniformes; Salmonidae
Product: zinc finger protein 34-like
Exons: 4
Coding region: 218-1732 (504 amino acids)
Biological process (GO): regulation of gene expression
Cellular component (GO): nucleus
Source: RefSeq, a predicted model, not a curated record